CACUACACGCCAUGGAAAUACAAGAUCUGAAGGCUGCCAAAGUGAUGCUUCCACCCAUGUCCCAGAACAGGAACCUCUCUGCCCUGCCCGCUAAGAGUCCUCCCAACGUUGGAGUCGGCUCUGCAACCAGCCUCGCUUCUGAAGACCUGCCAGGCUACAGCUGGGACUACUCGGACCUGACGACGGAACAGAAGCCCCUGGCCAACAUCAGCGAGGUGGCGGGCAACGAGGUGCAGCCUGUGCAG
Ixodes scapularis (black-legged tick) is the source of this 245-nucleotide messenger RNA. RefSeq lists its product as uncharacterized. NCBI's taxonomy places the organism in Eukaryota, Metazoa, Arthropoda, Arachnida, Ixodida, Ixodidae. The record is from RefSeq and is a predicted model, not a curated record. The transcript is spliced from 3 exons. The annotation marks the transcript as partial.